This is a messenger RNA of Lagopus muta (rock ptarmigan), 16489 nucleotides long. It is a transcript of the gene UTP6, whose product is annotated as UTP6 small subunit processome component. The transcript has 29 exons. NCBI's taxonomy places the organism in Eukaryota, Metazoa, Chordata, Aves, Galliformes, Phasianidae. Gene Ontology annotation, cellular component: Pwp2p-containing subcomplex of 90S preribosome; small-subunit processome. Bases 70 to 1863 code for a protein of 597 amino acids. Gene Ontology annotation, molecular function: protein binding; snoRNA binding. Gene Ontology annotation, biological process: maturation of SSU-rRNA from tricistronic rRNA transcript (SSU-rRNA, 5.8S rRNA, LSU-rRNA). The record is from RefSeq and is a predicted model, not a curated record.
AGUGGCUGCGGCGGCGGGCGGAAGUACCGGGGGCGUGGGUGCGCGCGUGGAUCCGGCGGUGCCGCAGCCAUGGCGGAGCGCGUCGAGCAGCGCCUGGAGGACCGCGUGCCGGAGCUGGAGCAGUUGGAGCGGGUCGGCCUCUUCACGCACGAGGAGAUCAGGGCUGUCCUGAAGAAGGCCACGGCUCUGGAGUACAAAAUACAGCGGAGAGCCCUUCGGAAGGAGGAUUUUAUCAAUUAUAUUCAGUAUGAAAUUAAUCUGCUGGAACUGAUCAAGAAAAGAAGAGCGCGCACCGGGUACUCAUUUAAGAAGGAUGAAAUUGAGAGCUCUAUUAUGCAUAGGGUCCACAGCCUCUUCAAACGUGCCACAGGAAAAUGGAAAGAAGAUGUCCAGCUUUGGCUGUCACACGUUGCAUUUUGCAAGCAGUGGAAUGCAAAACAUCAGCUUAGCAAGGUGUUUUCUACCAUGUUGGCCAUUCAUCCCAAUAAACCAGCACUGUGGAUUAUGGCAGCAAAAUGGGAAAUGGAAACACGCCUCUCCUCAGAAAGUGCUAGGCACUUGUUCCUGCGUGCUUUGCGCUUCCAUCCAGAGUGUCCAAAACUUUACCAAGAGUAUUUCAGAAUGGAACUGAUGAAUGCGGAAAAACAGAGAAAGGAAAAGAAAGAACUUGAACGAGCAAAGAUGAACUUGGAGGAAUUCAAUUAUUCUGAGAAGAUUCUUAAUGGGGAAAUGGCUCACAUAAUCUACAGGGAUGCUGUUCAGAAAAUUAAAGGUGUUGAGUUCCGUCUGGCUCUGCUUUCUAUUGCGAAGCUCUUUGAUUUUACACACGAUUUGCAAAAAGAAAUUCUUGAAAGUUUGCAGGCUGAGUAUGCUGAUAAUCCUCUGAUGUGGGACUACAUGGCCCGUCGAGAGCUGGAGCUGGGAUCCUUGAAGUCCACAGAACCCACCACAAAACAGAUGAAGGUGUCUGAAAUGACCCAGAGAGAGGAACGUUGCAGUGCAGUCUUUGAAGAGGCUGUGACAGCAGUCCCCACGGAGGACAUGUGGAAAUGCUACAUCACUUUCUGCUUAGAGAGAUGUAACAGGAAAACCAACAGUGAAGAAUUAAAGCAAAAGAGGCUGGAGAGGACACUGAAUGUGUUCAGCAAAGCCCACGAGUCCAGUUUGCUGCCAGAAGCUCUCUAUAAGCAGUGGCUUCAGCUGUUACUGAAGUCCAGCCUUUCUCAGAAGGCUGCAGAGGUGGCAGAAGCUGCAACUCAGCGUUUCAGCCUGUCAGUGGAAAUGUGGCAGAUGAGGCUGCAGGUGCUGAUCCAGCUGAAGAGUGACAACGUGACCCAGUGUUUUGAAGAAGCCCUCAAGCAUGUGAAAUCUAAGGGCACUUUACCAUUGUGGGCCCUCUGGGUGGAGUGGAGUGAAGUCGCAAAUAGCAAGGAAGACACAGAAGCUCUCUACCAGAGGUGCUUACAUGCCAUAGCUCCUGCUGAAUCUGUGACUAUGAAAGAAAAGUAUCUUGACUGGGCUUACAGGAAUGGUGGAUAUAAGAAAGUAAGAAAAGUCUUUACCAGCCUGCAUGAAAGUCGUCCACUUUCACUUGACUUCUUCAGGAAGAUGAUUGAAAUAGAAAAGGAACAAGAAUCGUGCAAAAUGCUUCAUCUGAGAGAAUACUAUGAACGUGCUUUGAGAGAGUUUGGUUCAGCAGAUUCUGAUCUCUGGCUGGAAUAUAUCAAGGAGGAGCUGAGUCAUCCCCAGGGCAAACCAGAAAACUCUGGGAGUAUUCACUGGCGAGCUCUGAAGAUGUUAGAGGGAGAUCAGGUGGAAGACUUCAUUUCCAAAUACACUUUACUGCAAACUGGACACUUAUGAAAAACUAAAAAUAAUUACAGCACGACAUUGUGGAUUUUUAAAACAAAACUUGUGUAGAAAGGUAAAUAUGUUUUGUGAUAUUAAAGUGCAUUUUCUUUACUGCAUGUGUGAAAAGAAUUCUGUCUCAGCACAGCUGUUACUGGUGUUUCUGUCAGUGUCAGGUUUGUGUGCACAGCUGGAGAUGGCAGAGGCAUCUCUGAGCUUUCCUCCAGCCUGUGCAUUGAGAUAGAAGUUGCAAUGCAUCAGCUUUUACACUGGCAGACUAACACUGCAACACAUACAUACAAAAAAAACAACAAAAUAAACCAUUGUACCCCUGGCGGGAGUUCUUAACAUCAAGUUCAGUAAGGAAAAAAUGGAACACUGGAUAAACAAUCUGUAAAAUGAUGGUAUUUAUUUGUUUCUUAACCUUGAAGUCAUCUAUCAUCCUCUUUUCAAAAGCCAAACAACUUGUACAGCCACCUUGUCUCCUCCUAAGUAAUUCUGAGUGACUGUGCACAGUGCAGGCAAGCAGAGCUCUGUUGCAGCAGAUGUUCCUGCUGUGACGGGUAAGCUCCAAUCUGUGCUUCAACCUUCUGGUGGAUCCCUGCUCACAGAGCACCUGCAGCUCCAUCCCACCUGCAUGCAUGUGCUUUUGCUGUGCUCUGCCUUCCUGCUUCCUUCUGCCGAUUGGACAGAACCCCAGGGAACAGGGGCAGGUGUCGAUCCUCGUUUUACAGCUGCGUGAAUCCUCCUUACACUCUGAUUUAUCCGCUUGUUUCUGCUUUUUUUUUCUUCCCCCCUCUCUCCCCUUAUCAAUGACUGGAAAAGCUUUCCAGUAGCAGUGAAAGAAGCUACAUAUCACGUAUGUUAACAGUGAGCGCGGUGUCUGCGCAGAUAAGGCACGUAACCGGUUGCUCCACUUGCCAGCCGUACAGCGGGCCGAGCCGCCGCACCGUGGAAGCCGCCGAUCCGCCUCCGUCAGCGGGCGCAGCUCUGAGGCGCGAGGGGCCGAGCAGGGCGGGCACAGGCCUGACGCGCGGGGACAGAACUCCGCUUGCGGCCGCUGCCUCCGCGCUGCCCGGCCGCCGCGGUGGGAUCCUGCGGGGCGGGGAGCGGAGUAGGACCGGCUCGUUUCUACCGUGCGGGGAGAGGAAGAAGAGGGGGAGGAGGAGGAGGAGGAGGAGAGGCCGCCGGCGCGGAGCUGCCCGACGUACGCCGCGUUCUGUCCGCGUUGCGCGUUCCGGCCCCGUGCAGCAGGCGCGUGCCCGGGGCUGCGCGGGCAGCCUGUCGUGCAGAGAAGUUAUCUGUGCCUCAGUUGUGUCUGAGGAUAACUUCUGUUUUCUUUGCUCUUCCUCCAGGGACCAUCAGAGCCGUUGAGCUGCCGCUUAUGCCUUCGUUACCUUUGCUGCCUUUUCUGGUUGCUGUACCACACGGGUGCGUUCUAGGAGCUGUUCCCAAAAUUUGGUGUGCGUGAGCUGCUUCGUGCUGCCAGGUGUGAGAAAGAUCCUCCCUAAGGCUGUCUGAUUCAUUAAGAGAACCAACAGAUGGUACCCGAGGGCUCCACAACACCAACAGCACUGCAGGAGCCUCGCUGGAGGAGUCUGGGAGAGGAGUAACUGAGUUCUCUGAAACUGCUUUGUAGGUGAUGGCUGCCACCCUGGAGCACAGAGGCUCUGAGGAGGAGCAGCCUCCUAACAAGAAGGAAACUAUGACCUGGAAACCCAGAGAUGUUAAGCCUAAAAUAUUAGGGCAAACUAAAGCAGAUGAAUGUUUGCUGAAGAAUGCCCUGUGUGUUCUUGAUAGUGACUCUGAAGGAAGUGAAUUCUCUGAUGUCUCUGCAUGUGAAGAUGCUGUCAGUCUGCAUACAAACACUGACGUGGAGGACUUGUGUUGUGAACUCUCUCGUAUGUCUGAGGAUGCAACUUUCCCUCAGCAGCCAGCUGCUUUGACAUAUGAGAUGGAGGACUGGGAUAAAGAGUUGGAGGAGUCUGAACGUAGUCCUUAUGAUGCUGGUGAUCUCUACUGCGGAAGCUUUCAGGAAAAUAAUCUUUUGGCCUCAUACUCAUUUCGAGAGGAUUCACUGUACAACCCGUGCUGUCACCAUGCAGCUUGCCUUGCUUUUCCCCUGCCAGUUAGAAUGACUGAGGUUGGCCAGUUUGAUGAUGCUGAUGAAUGAGGUCAGAACUAAGUUUGGUUUCUGAGUUGGAUUAUUCCUCACUGAGUUGCAGGUGCCAGCUGUAAGCUGUUAGCGCACUUGUGGACUAUUUUCUGUUUGUGUUACAUAGAACUGUGUUGCUAAUUCAUUGUUUGGGAGGAAGUAUGUAAUUCCUAAUCUUACCUUGAUUGCAAAGUGUUGCCAGUUUUGGCAUGUUUGGUACUUGCAUGUCUGGACACUUAACCUGUAAUUUUCUUUCAUUUGUUAUGGAAUCGGUCUUAAAAACUCUUCCUCCUUCCAACUUCUCUGUUGUACUUCUGUGUUGCAGUUUGUAUCUCCAUGUUACUCAUGACAAAAUUAGAUGUGACAGUACAAAAUGAGUUCUUCUGGUUUGACGUGUUUCAAUACAAAGGAAUUUGCAAAACGUCUUCAUGUAUGUAACACACCUGUAGGCAUAUAUUUGGGAUUUUGUUUCCUACAGAGAUGCUGGGUGUUUGUCAGCCUCCCAGGAAAGGUUUCUGCACAUCAGACCUUGUGCUCAGGUGUAUUAUCUUCCAGUCUCCAGUAGUCUGAUGUUGUGUGAGGAUGUUUUAAAGACAUGUAAUGACAAAGAAAAUAUGCUUAUCUGAUCCUCAGUGCGUCCUGCAAACAGCAGUGAAUUGAGAUUCAUGGUAUUACUGACACUAUUUAUUUCUGUGUUGAUAAAUGAGGAAAUGAGAACACAAAAUACUUCCAUAAAGUUCCCAAGAGAAUAGCUGGAACUGGAACUGUAUUCUUUUUGCCUGUGCUUUGGAAUUAAAGGAAAUGUUCUCAAAUGAAGAAUGGAAGUGGAUUGUAUGACUGACUUCUUACAAAAACAGUCUCUUGUCGCUCAUAUUUCUUCAAUCACUUCUCAAGAACGUUUUGAUGGCUUUUUUUUGACACUGCCCCAUGCUGAAGCACUGUACCCUUGUUUAUUCUCAGGCAAGAACUUAACACAAUUGGAAGACUUUUUUUUAACCUAUCUGGUGUAUGAGACUAACUUAUGUAUUAGCAUGGGAGGAGGAAUUGAGCUGGAGUAACAUUUGUUUAAUGUUUUCUUUGAGAGCAGAGGAAAACGAGCUCAGGGAAGCCCUGUUUCACGCACAGGCCAAUCCCACGACCCCUGAGGAUGUCGGCACCGAUGGGAAUGCAUUGCAGCCCUCCCCAGCUGCACUCCCUGUGCACCUCAGACGAGCCAGUGCUGUAAAUCCCAUCCUGGUGGUCUCUUGUCACACCUCGCUCCUGGGAUGAGGGUCUGUGAGAGGAUGCUGGAUCCUUGCACAGCAGUAACUGCAUUGCAGGCUGUGCUGAGCCCUGGAAAUUUGGGCUGGAAGGGCUGUUUGGGACUCCGUUCAGAGACACCUGCAAGAGGCAAAUGUUGGAAUUCCCAGUGGAGAUGGUGAGGAGGCUCGCUGCAAAAUGCGUCUGUAGCAAACUUUUUUCCCAAGAUAACAAACACUAAAAUAAAAUGAAGUGAAAUAUUGGAGAGCCUGCUUUUAUACCCCUUUUAAAACUGAACACAAAAGCCAAGUGAGAUCAUCGGGUUUAUUAGGCAAGAUAUUUCCAGUAAAGAUGGGGAAGCACUCCUGCCACCAUACAAGGAACUGCUCAGCCUCCGUCUGGAAAGUCACAGCCAGUUCCCAUCAUCUGUCUUUGGGAAGGAGAAAUCCGAAGCAGGGCUCAGAAGACGACUGGACUGUGAAGGACACAGAAGUGGCCGUGUGGGAUGUUCAGUGUGGCAGAGCUGAAGAGAGGGCACUGGCUUCUGUAGACACAGCAGAAAGAAGAAGGUUACAUAAAUGACAGUAAAUCUUUGGACGACAGAGUGACUAUAAACUGGCAUGGAAAACACUGACGCUGGAAAUGAGGGUUCUGGGCCUUGGAGCAACCAGGUUCUGCAAGACCUUGCAUCAGGAGAGCAGAGCCAGGUCCUGUUGCAUAACCCACACACGAACAGGUUGGCAUGUGAUGCUGUGAAAGCGGAGUCUGGCUGCAGUGAUCAUCUCCAGUCCCAUGUGCUCCUAGAAUACCAAUAAUUUCUUCCACUGGCCCUGCAAUUCCACAGGCAGCUGUCUAGCUGUGAUCUUCCAGAGAGCCAAAGUAAGCUUUAUUAUUUAGGUUUUAGCUCAGCUACAAUACAUUAUUUAGAAAAAGUCCUGCUGCGCUAAGCUGCAUUCAGUAGCAUGGCAACAUCCAGUGUAUAUAUUUGACUGCACUCUGCUUUGUCUUUUGUUAGCUCCAAUGUCAGCAGGUAAGUGAGCAGAGUGGCCCUGAGACCUGCCAGUGUGGGGCACAGUGUAGGAAACUGUCUCAGUUUCACAUCUUUAGCAAACCUGGUGCUCUGCAUUCCUCACCAGUGCCCAGGAUGCUGCUGUCAAUGCAUCACACCCAGAAUGCACAGACACUGCUUUGCUCCUGCCUUUUUGCAGUUUCCCUGUGGCAAGCUGCUGGGCUUGAGCUCCUGGGCUUCGUGCCGUGGCUCCUUGCAGCCCCACACCUCCUUCCCUUUCCAAAAUGCAUUUUGAAACUUCAGCUGUAGUGAUCUGGGUGUGUGUAACUGGGAGUGCUAAUGUUAUUGUCACUGAGGGGGAAAGCUGUGGCCCUAUGCCCUACAGUGGAGCUCUCCAAGACAUUGCGCCAGAGACUGCAGCUUACUGAGUGUGCUACAGAAUGGGAUCUAGGAGCUGCAACACCGUUUGCUUAAUGGCCAGCAGUGACAGAGUUAUAAAUCAACAAGGCACCUAUUACCUUCAAUGGAAAACGGUAAUCUGGUUUUUCUCCUAGCGGCUUCUGUUGCAAUAAUCACGUGCUUGCGGCCUCCUCCAGGGUACAGUGCAAUGCAUCUCCCUUGCAGCAGUCACAUCCCUGCCCCUGGGAGCCCUCCCAGCUCAGCAGGGCACUGAGCAUUCCCUCGACCGCUGGGAACCGCAGGGGCUCAGUGCCUGAGCUCAGCCCUCCAGCAGGAUGUGUGCAGCUUCGCUCCGCUUUUCACCAACAGCUGCAGGGCAGCCUGGAAAUGGAGUUGUAGGAAGGGAAGGGAUCGUAGGGCUGCUUUCUUCCUGCUUUUUUCCCCACUCAGAGGUAUGGAGGGCUGUUGAGCACGGCGGAGCUCCGCGUUCAGAGCACCCUGCACAGGAGGCAGCGAGUGGCCGCAAUGGCAGCACCCUGGUGUCAGGUGUCUGUCUUAGCCUCUUCCCAGCAAGGUCUCCAUCUAAAUCAACAGGAGCUCUCUGGACUCCGAACCAUGGCAUACGUGUAUUUUUAGAAGCCAAUCAAUCAGUGGUGACUGUUCAAGUUCAGACAAGUCAAACACAGCCUGCAAAGUUACACAGAAGCACUGUGUGUUGUAGAAGGGUUGGUGAGCCUGCUUAUUAUUUGGUGUGCCGUGCCAAAUCCAUGAGCUACCAAGGCUGGGUUCUUUUCAGAGAGAUAUCCAUAAGAAGUGUAAGUAUAAACAGACUGUGGAUUGUGGCACACACGCUUUUUAAUUGAAGCAAUAAAUGACUGUUUGUGCUUCCACAGAAGCCCUCUUUCAAGGUGCUGUGUGUUUUCCAAACUUUAACACAGCCCUAGGUUCAGGGUUUGUCAUCUGGGCCUUUCUGUAGGUGAGGAAACUGAGGCACAGGAGAAUGUAGAUGCUGCCAAGGAGCUACAGAGACUGUGAAGUCCCAGCUUGUCUCCAGAAAAGUGCUGCGCUGGGCGAAGAAAACAAACACCUGUGCCCUGGCUUCCCUUCACAGUCUGAUCAGCGGAAACAGCAGCAGAGGGGUUAGUUAGGUCAGCACCUCUGGGCAGCAGCAGCAGGUUGACUUUUCAGUGGCUUUGGCUACAAGGCAGGAACGUCCCGAAGCCUUUCUGUGUGUUUCUUCCAAGUGCAUGAGCUGGGGUUUGGAAAUGGUGAGCACAGAGCAGGUGUACAAAUAUAAAAAAUGAUCAUAAUGAAUCGUAUCCCUUCAUGAACAGUGCAGAGGCUCAGUAGUUGUGAGGAAGCAGGCACAGCCUGGAGUCAGGCUGGACCUUGAAGAUCAGACACCAACCAGUCAGUGAGCAGAUUAGAAAAUGUUCUGAUUUCCAGAGCCUCAGUUUAUCCAGCUUGAAAGUGGAACUGAUACUUUCCGAUGUCGCUGACCACUCAAUCAAGAAACGUGGCCUUGGCCUCUUCUGUUUCUCUUCUUCUUCGUGUCCUUCCCUCCAUUGCUACAAGACAUCUGCUCCAGAACUUCUGGUUGGAGUCUUUGCACAGCUGCACAAAAUGUAGUGCAUGAUCUGAUUCUCAAAUUGGGUUUAACUCAUAUGUACAGUGCCAGCUGGAGGGGCCUACUGAGCUUUUGCUGAUGCAUCAGAAAUAUAUUUUUAGGAAGGUUUCUCUAUAAUUAUCACAUUAUAGCUCCUUCUGGAUCACUCAGAGUAUAGUAAACAAUUGCUAUACUUGUUAGAGGUCAUGAAUACAGAAAAACAUUCCUCUGUGUGAGGUCUGCUGUUAAAUAAUAACUUGUCGUUUCAUGGCGUGGGGGGAGUGAAUGCCCUCGAAGGGACGUGCUGACAUUGUUCAAGCCAGUGAUCCAGUUCCUGUAAUUUACACCACUUUCUUAAAGCUGCUUCUCUGCACAAGAACAAUGGAUGUGCUGAGGGACAGCUGUUGCCCUGCUGCAGCUCCUGUUGCCUUGUGUGUUGAUCCUCUCUCCGGUUUCUCUGCUGUGCUGCUGCAGCAACACACGGAUGGAUCCCUGCUGGAGGCCUUGGAGGUGAUGGGCAGCUGGGUGAGGAAGGUGGUUACCGGACAGCUGUGCAGGGUGCAGCCCUAGGCAGAUGGGGCAGGUGAGUGGCAUUAGAAGGUGAUCACACAAAGAGAUGAUUAAUGAGUAAUUUCGUGAUCAGUGAGUUGAAUGAACAGCGCUCACCUUUGUGGCAUCUCUGCUAUCUGGUAUAGAGGGAGCAUUCGCUGCUGUCUUUUCCUCAGGGGAUGCUAAUGGUGUCCGUGUCCUCCGUCUGUCAUCUGCCUGUCUGGGACCUUUGGGGCUCUGAGAAAUCCUCCUCUCUGUCUCCUUGAAAUAGUCUGACACGAUCAAGAACUACUUGCACACAUUGGGCUCACACAGCGCCCCAUGUAAAGCUUUAUUCCCUUGGGAAAUCCAGGCUUUACCGUAAUCACCUUGCUGUUCAACCAGGCGUAACAUGCAGUUGUGAUUUUCAUAGUACAGUAGAAAAGUGAGGAUCUGGCUGUGGCUGAAAUCAGUUAACAGAACAGAUAAGUUAGGGAUCCCAGAGCUCCUGGAGUCCUAUCUCAAGACCAAAGAAGAAAUUAAAGAUAUCUGAUGGAGCUGCAGAAGUGGGGUAGAGCAGUGAGCUCCAACCAGACAGGUGACAGAUGUGUCCAUGAUGACAUCUCACAGUCCCUCCCUGUGGCAUGGGAAUCUGCCCUUUAAUACGUGGUCAAAAGAAAAUUAGGUCUUGGCAAAAACAUAGCGAAUUUAAGAGCUCAGUCUGGAAGGAGCUCAGCAGGGAGGCGUAGGAGCUGACUGCAGCAUUUCAAAGUCUUUCUAGAAGCUGUGGUUUGGAGAGGAAAAGGGGAUGAAAUCUUCCAUGUUGCAGCAUGCAAGAACUCAGCAGCUCUGCCUCUUCAAAUGUCGUUGUGACAUGGCUCCACCAUAUUCAUACUCAUGACUGAAGGAAUGGCAGACUCCAUACUCAGCCCCUUGCUUCUUGCUUUUCUUGGUUUGUGUUGCAUGCUCCAUGUUGUUUUAAUGUAGUUCCUAGUAUUUAAUGCAUUUUUAUUGCUUUCUCUAAUAACAUCGACUGAGUGCUAGGAGCCAAUCUAAACAAGCUGUGCCAAUAAGCCAAAUAUUUCACUUCAACCAGCAAAGCGGAUGCCUCUUACCCCUACUCACGCCUGGCUGUGCAAACCAAGGGCCUCGCUGCUCAUCAGGGAGAGCAAAGCAAAAGCCUGGCAUGGGGUGGGCAGAGCUGGGCUGUGUCCAUGUCCCUGCCACAUGUGUGCCAUCGAGGUGUGUCGGCGUCGAGGUGCGGGUCAGGCAGUGUGCAAAGCUGGCUCUUCUCGAGGGAUUAAUGCAGCAUCUUGUCUCGUGUACUUUGACAAGUUGGGUCUUGGUUUUGAGAGACUGUGAGCACUUUUAAAUCCCUUUGACAUCAGUGGAAGCUGGAGUUCAUGUUCUGCAUCGCUGAAAGCCUUUCCAAGCAAUUAAAAAACAACCCCAGACCUCCUCCCCUGGUGCUGAUCUGUGGUGUGGUGUUGACGUAAGUGUACUGGAGUUUCACUUACUGCAGCUGGGUAGUUGGCACUUUUAUAGGACUUUCAAAAAAAUUUUUCUGUCUUUUGCACACUAAUCCUGAUUUUUUUUUUACUCUCUGUUUGCUUUUCUCCUACAAGCCCAGCCUUCAUGUCUGACAUCUCAGCACUGCUUCCUGUUGUUCUCUGUGAUCUCCCUUGUUCCAUCUUCUCUUCUCUGGUUUCCUCCCUUUCAUUUUAGCCUUAUUUUCCUCAGGCUGCCUGAGCCCAUCCUCCCAGAGGGGAAGUGUAUCUGUCUCAUUCCCAUCUCUGUUUCCCUCCCAGCCCCACAGCUGUUCCCACUCCAGCAGACCCGACUCCUGCUCAGAGCACCAUCUACGUCCAACCCCUUUCCUCCAUCACUGCAGGUCAACAACAGAGAAAACUGGAAAUGCCCCAGGAGGGGGAGAUUACAGCCAAGAAAGAUCGUUCCUGCAAGGUGCCAAGUGUUGUCUCACUAGCGUUCGCCUGGACUUUCAUCUGGCUGGAUGGUGGAACCCCCAUCCCCAGCACUGACACCAUUUGCGAUGUUUCAUGCCACGCAAUCCAUCAUUGCUCCUGAGAAAUUUUCGCCUUUCAUGCUACCCAAGCCUGAAAGCCAGAAACUCUGCAGUGAGGAUGUGGUGAGGUGUGAAUGUACACUUCAUUUCCAAGUGGUUCUUUUCCCCUCAUGUGCUGCACUUCACCAGCAAAGCAGUGGGCACCAUUCUCUGUGCUUUGGCCCAUGUAAUUAUGUGUUUUCUAGCUGUGCUCGGUCAAAAGUAAUCAUGGAGUUACAACCUCAGUUGGGACAGAAAUCAAUCAGUUUAACAAGUUGACAUGUGUGUGAUUACAGAAGAUACAUUCUGCCACUGAUUUGUUCUGCCAUCCUUUUGCCCUCCUAAGUGGAACACACUGCGGGGACGGAUGAAGCCAGUGAGCUGUUGGUGGUGGCACAGCCUGCCCGUCCUGCUGGGGUGAGAUACAUGUACAGCUGAUGGAUGUGAAGGGACUUCUCCCUCCAGGGAACUGGGAUGCAUUUAGCUGCAGACUGCAUAUCUACCUUAGGCACCUUGUGACCCCUGCCUUGGGUGUGUUUUUAUAGAACUAGGGAAUUAUCAGAUCUGGAAGGAGAAUGUGUGUAGGCUGAUCUGCCAGCACUGCUGUGCACUUGUACCCAGCUGCAGACACAUCCCUUGCUCUGUCCCUUCGCCUCUCCUGUAUUCCCCAACUCAGACUUCGCCUUGUUCAGCAACAAAGAAAAUGCCUUCAGAAAUAUUGUUGCCCUGAUACAGCAGGAGGCUGUGACAGAUACAGUCACUGCUGGGGAACGAGCGCACAGCAAUGCUGCGCUGUCUGUGCCAUUAUUGUUCUCUGCUGCAAACUGGAAGCGACCGAGAGCAGGGCAAGGCAGCAGCCCUUCUGUAACAGCCCUCCCGGGAUGCACACACGGCUCCAGUGGUGCAGGAUGUGCACAAUGGGCAUGGCUGGCAGCUUCUGCCAUGAGGACGAUGACAAAAUCCCUCCUCUGGAUUUCGCCUCCGUAUCUCAUACCCUCUCAGUGACUGACAUUCAAACUGCUGGCUUUUAAAAACUCAAGAAAAGGAGAAGGGAAUAUGUAAACUUCCAGGGCAAAUUGUGUUGAAAAAUUAAAGAGUGAUACAGUGAUUGGCUCCAGGCUGGUCCUGCAAGGGUUGAUUCUCAUGGGAAUAGUUAUGACUUCUCUGAGGAUUCUUCUCAUUAGGGUUUGUUAUGGAGAAGUCAGUGUGCAUUCCCUCUGUGAGCAGUGAGAGCUGUGGCACUGCCUGCUCAGUGCUGCACUCAGCUCUGAAACUGCCGGCAGCAUUUCCAGGCACAGGUACGUAUGGGGAAAACAUCCAGAGCACAGAACGAGUUUGCAUUAGCUCUUGGUUACGUGGAUUACUGGAUUCAAGAGAAAGUUUUAGUUACACAACACAAACAGCCCACUUGUGGAUGUGUCACAAUGAUACUCUGGCACGCUCAGCAGCCCAUAAAAAUGCCCACUCUGCUUAUACUGUUGAAUUGUUUCAGCCUUUGAUAAACCAUCUGUUGCAGCCUGUUGUACAUUUUAAAGCAUUUCUUGCUAAUGGAUUUUCACAAUGUGGUUUAAGGGAUGUUGUUAUUAAUAAAUGUAACUGUACUGAAUAGUGAUUUGAUAAAGAUGAAAGAGGUAUUUAUGAAUUUCACUUUCAGCAGCUGCUAGGAAUUUUUCCCUCCUUCAGAAUAUAUUGCAUUUAAUGUUGAUUUCCUUUUCAUUAAAACUGUUAUAGUCUCACUUUAUAGAGAGGAUAUCAGAGGAGUUGGACCAGUUGUGCUAUCUUCUGUGCAGUAAAAAUCCAGUUCUGCUCAGAACAUGGCAGAGAUUUCCUUGCUGAAAGGCAGGGCUGCGGGCAUCCCAUCAGAAAUGCCUACAAAUAGUGUGUAUGUUUAAAGUUGGUUUUUUAAAAUAUGAUUAAUGGGUCUUAAUAUUGAUGGAAGCAUUAAAAGAAAAUAAUUUAUCCACACUUUUUGCUAAUGGGCCGAUCUCCAUUACGUUAUCGUUACAAUGGCCUCGUUGUGUGUAAAUUAAUUAGGGACUUUCAGUACCAAAUAAUGUGUGAUUGGCUCCAGUUGAACAGGAAACACGGGGUGUCUGAAGGCUGCUAUCUACCACAAAAAGGGCUCUGCUAACACUGGUGGCACACAGCAAUGGGAAGUACUGUGAGUUAUGUUGGGCUGCAUCAUAAAACAAUUGCAGGGCCAAGCAGGGACAGUGGUGAGGAGGAAUGUUAGCAGAAACAGAAUGGAAAGCUCUCUUUCCUAAGAGGUGAGCUUUGCUUUACUAGAACCUGAUCCACGCAGAGAUGGAUGUCUUCAGCAGAGGAGGCAGGUAUUAAUCACAGGAAAUAACUCGCAGAGCAGGAGUUCCCUUGACAAAAAAAAAGAUUUUCUAUUUUUGGAUUGUGCUUUUAAUUAAAGAUGCAUGAGGUCCACAUGCAGAAAGGACCAAAAGGCAGUGUGAAGCUGGAGGGUGCUGAGAGACAGGGCCCUGCUCCUGCCCCUCUGGGUUCCCUGCUGUGUGAUGCUGCACAGCCGCUUCUCUUCUCCGUGCCUCUUUGCUACCUCCCACUUUCUGUGCUUUGUUAGCUCUUUUCAAGGGCUGAAGCUUUCUUGUACCUUGAGUUAGCACUGCAUUUAGCUUCUCCAGAUGCUAUGGUAAUGCCAUCAGAUCUAAUAGUCUGCCACCCAGCUCCUUCUCUCAACUCAUUCUUUUGCGAAGUUGCUCAUCCUUGUGAACAGGCAGCUCAGGGAUUUAUAUAGAAAGAAGUAACAUGGAUCUGCCUCUGAUCUUAAGUAUAAAUCAAGAGUAAAUUCAAUGAAACUCAGCAGGAAUACAAUAGGCAUUUGUUACAGGGGAACCGAGACAUUCUCUGCAAAAUACACAAAUGCUACUUGCAGUAAAGUUUAUAAUACUAGACAAGAAAAUGGUGUGAUGUCUUGCUCCCUGCACACUGCACUGAACUUCUCCCUUGGGGUGACUCUUUAUGUUAUAAGCAGACAGUUUUCCUGGACUAAUUUCCUUGCAUAGUAGGCUAUAAAUAAUUAUUAUUGGUAUUGCACGGAGGCUGCGAGUUCCUGGACAACCGUGACCGAAUUCUUAAUUUGCCAGUUACUGAUAUCAUGCAUCUGUUUUUGUGAUUACUUUAAUUAUGUUCUAUGUGUAAUUGAAAGAAUACAAAAUCAUCUUUUUUCUUUGUAGAUUCACAGACUGAUGGAAGGACAGCCCACCUCUGGCCGUCUCUGCGUUUGUAAAUCCUGUCUGGACUCAAAUGAUAUUCUGGGGUAAGCACUUGUUUAUACAGUUUAGCAGUGUUAGCCCCUGUGUAGUCUCUGAAGACAAUACCAGUAAGUUGUCAGCAUCCCCUGGGCCACAUUGUAUGUUGUAGGAAGAUUCUCAGCAGUAAAAAUGCAGUUUUAUUCUUCUCAAAGUGCCCCUUACCAAAGUCAGCCAAGCAUCCAGAAGCAAUUACUCUGAAUGAUGGAUGCAGCAUUAAUAUUCUACUGACUUGAUAAGCAUACAAGAUAGUCCAAGUCUUUCCAGAGGUUUCAAUUUCCAUCAUGUCCCCCAUUUCUUUUGACUGAACCAUGCCAUAGUGUAUAUCCAGGGCUUGACAGCUCUAAUUUCAUAGGAGCCAAUGGACUUGAAAGAUAAUCUAUUGAUGGAGGAGAUAGAUGAAUCAGGCCUGUGGCCAGAGUCCCGUUGACUUCAGUGAAAGCAGACAGCGAUGCAGUUGCUGUCACAUAGGUCUUGAGAGCAGACUGCUUUAAUGACUUUGUCCUCAGGUGCCCAACUCAGUCAUUGUGCUAAAGGAAUGGAGCACAGCUACAUGAUCUGGGGUGCUGGAUGCUGCUGGGUGGUCCAAGUCAUAGAUACUGCCAGUGAGCACAAUUGCUCUUGCAGAGCCAGUACAAAGAGCUCAAGAUGCAGUCCUGCUUUCCUUCUCUCCAUCUUCCAACAGGAACACAGGUCUUGACCACACACACUGUCAAUACAGGACCUUGGACUUGAACUUUGUGCCUCGGACUUCAGCUUUGUGAGCCCUUAGACAGUCCUUCUGCAGCUGCAUCAGCCCACACAGUCACAGCUCUCAGUUGGGAGGUGGCAGGCACAAAGCUGGCACUGGAUCUGUGAUUAUUUCUCUGCAAAGUCAAACAGGGCCAAAAAUAAAUGCUAGUGAAGGAAUAAACAGACGUGAAAAGAAGGCUUGGACACUUGGAGGACAAGACUGCUUUGUGUUUCCCAAAGCAAUAAGCCUCUUGACAAGGAGGUUACUCUUUCAGAAAAACACGAGUCCUGCGACAGUGCCAAGCUCUUUCUACAGGGUUUGAACGUGCACCAGUUUGGCAGCAGAAGACAGCUUCCAUCUAUCUCAGAUAGCAACGUGGCCCCAGCACUAUGGCUGUAUCACUUGCAUGCUGGCUUGGGAAGAGGGCUGUGCUGCUGCUGCUCUGGAGGAAGCAGGUGAAGACACUGCAUCAGCUACAUGAGGAAACAGUCUGUGGCUUCGUAUGCUGGACCGGUCUCAGAAAUCGAAGGCAUCAAAGCAGAAAGUCCUGAAGCAAACAACUCCAAAGGCAGCGACCUGCAAGGCAGCCCUGAGCAGCACAGGUUUCUUUGCUCCCAGCCCAUCCUUAGCAGACAGAAUAUGCCUUUCUUGUGCCCAUUACCUCCCUUACCUAGUCACACAACUGCUGGGACCAGGAUUGUCUUUUAGGGCUUGCUUACACAGAGCAGUUGACUAUUCUGCAAUAGCUGCUGCAGGAUGACUUCACGUGAACGCGCUCAUUCCACAGCGGCUGUUGGAGCUCCUGAUUCAUACCAUACCUUAACUGGAGUCGUGUCAGCAAGUCAGUGUGCUCUACAGAGUUAAGCAAGACCCAGGACCCAGUUUGGGGUUUCUAGUCACUUCUCCUUUACAUAGAGUUGAGCUUUAAGAAAAGCAGUUGAAAUGUUCCUGAGAAUGACAAAUAACAAAUGAGUAAUGCUUGCUGUGGAGCCACACAGCCCAAUUAAAAAUAGGUAAGUGAUGUGUAAAGGCAAGUCUGUGCAGUCUGUGUAGAGAGAAGGAAAAAAAUAAAAAUAAGUAUGCAUUUCUAAUCUAUUGGCGCAGUCACAUGAAGCAGAAUUCAUUGAUAAAAAUAUCAAUUAAUUGAUAGAGAAAACCUUUUCAAACAGGUAAUGAUUAAAACAACCAGACGCUGGGAAGGGGACAGUUAGUGUUGUGGAGCCAGAUUAAUUUGAUUAUCCAUCUCCCUAGGUAAAGUUAUUAAAGGAGAAAAGCUUUUUGUUGUAGAGUUCAAUGAAAACAAAAACUUAACACAUACAAGCUCUCAGAAAUGCAAACAAGGUGUUAGAAUGCAUGAUGGAGAAUAAUUGAAUAUUACAGUUCUGUUUAACAAAUUGCUUCUCUUUGUACAGUUACUGCAUCCCUGCCCUAAGCAGGAAUGAAGCUGAGAAUAAGAUGAUGAGAACGAGCAGAGAUCUGCAAUGGCUGAGAGCAAUUCAGCAGACCAAGGAGUAAAGCAGGGAGUUAGCAAGGAGAGGGCAGUUCCCAAUGUAAUGAAAGGCAUUAAGUGUAAAACCACCAACACUUUCCCAAACAUGAAAAGAAUAAAUUGAAUACCGAAAGAAAAAAAAAAAA